AUGUUACCAAUUUUAUUUUUUAUUAAUAUUAUUUAUUUGGUAUCUGGUAAACCAAAAGAUUCUAUACAUAUUAUGGAAGAUUUACCCAUUGGUACAUCCAUAUAUACAUUUUCAACUGAUGGUUGUAAAACAGCAAAUAAUGCUGGUACAUAUCGUUUUGUUGAUAGUCAAAAAAAUUCCAAUGAUUUUUUUCUUAUUGAUCCAUAUACGGGACGUGUAACAACAAAAAAAUUAAUUGACCGAGAUGAUUUUUGUCUUCGUCAUGUAUGUUCAUGUUCAAAAUGUGCAAUAACACUUGAAGUUUUAUGUGUGAAUAUGGGACAAAUAUAUUUUAAUGAUUUAUCUAUUAUAAUUGAUGAUCGCAAUGAUCAUUCACCACAAUUUCCUAAAACAGCAAUCGUUAUUGAUGUUUUAGAAAAUGUACCUAUUGGCUAUUUAAUUCCAAUUGAUAUAGCUAUUGAUAUUGAUUAUGGAAAUAAUUCUAUACAAGGUUAUCAUCUUUUAGAAGAUAAUUCAACAAAUAGAAUUCUUAAAGCAUUUCAAAUUGAAUAUUCAAAGAAAAACGAUUUACUUGCAUUACGUCUUAUUAAAAUACUUGAUCGAGAAUUAUAUGAUUCAUUAGAAUAUGUUAUACAAGCCUAUGAUGGUGGACAACCACAAGCACUUAUAGGUCGUUUAAAUAUUCAUAUAAAUAUUCUUGAUGUUAAUGAUAUGUCACCAGCAUUUGACCAUUCAGAUAUUCAUGUACUUUUAAGUGAAUCAAUAUCAACUGGUUCACUUGUUGCACGUGUACAUGCAUUAGAUGGUGAUACUGGUCUCAAUGGUCUAAUUGAUUAUACAAUUGUUUCAUUAGAUCCACCAUCAAAUGGAACAUUUCUAUUAUCAAAAGAUACAGGUGAAAUACGUCUUGGUAAACAUCUUGAUUAUGAAAAAGAAAAAUCCUAUCGAAUUAAAAUAAAAGCACAAGAUAAUGGACCACAACAAGGUUCAGUACCAGCAUUUGCUAUGGUCUAUGUUGAUGUCAAAGAUGAAAAUGAUAAUUAUCCAUUGAUUGCACCUACAUUCAAUGAUGAUAAAAUUGCAGGUGUUGGACAUGUAAUAAAUAGUAGUAUUAUUAAAAUUCGUGAAAAUACUCCAAACGGAACAUUUCUCGGUCAUGUCUCAAUUAGUGAUCUUGAUCAAGGUAAUAACGGUCGUAUAAGUUGGUCACUUGAGAGUAAUGAAUCGAUUUCUAUACAAAAAUUAUUUAAUAACGAAGCUUUUCUCAUGUUUACAUCAAGAAUAUUUGAUCGUGAAGAACAAUCACAAUAUAAUAUCUAUCUUACAGCACAUGAUCAUGGUAUACCAUCAUUAUCCAAUACAUUAAAUUUUACAUUAAUUAUUUUGGAUGAAAAUGAUAAUUCACCUAAAUUUGAUAAAGAUUUUUAUUCAAUAAAUAUAACAGAAACAACACCUAUAAAUACAACAAUUUUAUAUUUUCAUGCAAUAGAUAAUGAUGAAAAUAAUACAUUAAAUAGUCAAAUUGAAUAUCAUAUAAGUAAUCAAACAAUAUUCUCAUUAAAUUCAACAACAGGUGAAUUAUAUUUAAUUAGUACACUUGAUCGAGAAGAAACAUCAACAUAUGAAUUUGAUAUAACUGCAUUCGAUCAUGGUCAACCUCAACCUUUAUCAUCAACAGUUCGUUGUUUUAUUAAUAUAAUUGAUAUAAAUGAUAAUUAUCCAAUAUUUGAUCUAUCAGAAUAUGUAUUUGAAAUACCAGAAACAUGGUCUAAUCUUUCACCAAUCGGUCAUGUUCAUGCAAUAGAUGCUGACGAAUAUUAUAGUGAAUUAUCUUAUACAUUAGUAAAUAAUGAGACAACAAUGACUGAUGAAUGGCCAUUUGAAUUGACAUCAAAUGGAACAUUAUAUCUAAAAGCAACAUCUGUUGGAAUUGAUUAUGAACAACGUUCAAUUUAUCAAUUUUUAAUUAUAGCUAGUGAUCAUGAUGGUCUUAAUACAAGUGUACCUGUUAUUAUUAAAAUAUUAAAUCGAAAUGAUUUUUGUCCGGAAUUAAUUAAUAAUUCGACAGUUUUAUUUUUUAAUAAUGAUCUUUGGUCGAAUAAUUCAAGUGAAAAAUUGAAUCAAUUUUAUUUAGAUUUAUAUGAUGGUGAUAAUGAUACAUGUUUAAUAGAAUUACUUAAUUUUAAGGAUAUAUUUCAUAUUGAACGAAUUGAUUAUAAUGAAUUUUUAUUAUAUGCACAUAUAUUACCUGAACGUGAAUAUUAUGUGCUUCAAUUUCGUCUUCGUGAUCUUAUUAAUGAAACAAUUGAUCAAUCAUGUAUUCGAUAUAUUGAAUUAGUUUUAACAACAGGUACAAAUGAAACAAAUCAAACUGUUGCUAUAGAUACAGCACGUGAAUAUUUAGAUGCACUUCAUUUUAUAUCUCAACAUAAACAUUCAUAUUUUGAUUUAACAUUACUUAAUGUUAUACUUAUUUUUAUUUUAUUAUCAAUUGGUAUUAUUGUUGGAUUAAUUUCAAUAAAAUUAAUUUAUCUUUCAUCAAAUUCUCGUCAUAGAAAAAAAUUACGAAAUCAUCAUAGACAUGAUACAAAUUUACUUUAUCGUCUUCAAAGUCCAACUGAAACACAAUUACCGUUACUUGCAAAUGGUCCUGGUGAACAAUCAUUGACAUCAUCAUUGAUUAUGACUGGUAAUAACAGAUUAAUUCACGAUGAAAAUAUUAAUCAUUCUAUUGAUGGUGAUGAUGAACAACAACAGCGAUUAUUAUGUCAAAUAAAUCCAAAUUGUUCAUCAAUAAAAAAACAUUCAAAUGAAUUUAAAACAUUUGCAUUAAGAUCUAAUAAUAAUGCAUAUGAUAUAAUUGGAGAUAUUAUUCAUUCCAGUGCAUCUCCAUCAUCUUCAUCUUAUCCUCAUAAUCUUAGUAAUGAUUAUGAAUCAACGUCAUUAAAUAUAGAUCAACAACGUUUUCUUCCAUUCACAAAUCCAUCGAAUGUUAAUCUUUCAUCUGAUGGUCAACUAAUGACUGUAACUUAUUUUUCAUCAUCAUCAACAUCAACACAACCUGAUUCGUCAUUAUCAUCGUUAAAUACAACAACGCGAACUUUAAAAACAUUUUCAUCGAUUUCUACAGCAAAUGAAUCAUCAUCAAUGAUGAGACCACGACUUGCUGAACAAGAAGUUAUUGAAGUUUAA
This is a messenger RNA of Adineta steineri, 3192 nucleotides long. The record is from the annotation of a GenBank genome assembly. Lineage: Eukaryota; Metazoa; Rotifera; Eurotatoria; Adinetida; Adinetidae.